Molecule: messenger RNA, 426 nt
Organism: Cylindrotheca closterium
Lineage: Eukaryota; Bacillariophyta; Bacillariophyceae; Bacillariales; Bacillariaceae
Source: the annotation of a GenBank genome assembly
AUGUCUCCAAAAUGCCCAGACAGACUGCUACCAAAGACCCAAUGGAAGAAUCAGGACCAAUAUGUUGAUUAUGGGAAGAAGCUCAAUCUUAAUCAGAUUGGAGCAACUGUCCUAGCUACUGUUCCAGCUAUAGUUCCUGGGGCUUCAGCUUCCACAAGUGGAGCAUCAAGUGUUGCGGGAAGCGUUAACACACCUUUGCGACUUGCUGGUACUACAGGUAAUCAAAUGAUGCAAGUUCCUUCUGGAAUGCAGCUCAUGCAGAUUCCAACUCAAGGUGGCGGCACUGUUACAAGAUGUCCCAAAGUACUGCACUCAACACAGAAUCCUUGUAGAAGUCGAAUCAAGUUCUGUGAACAAGGGAUUUUCCAAGGGAAAAUUGUUGAACUUACUUUUGUGAUUGAAUCAUCAAUUCAAGCCAAAUAUUAA